AUGACCGAGUCCCAAAUGGCACUCCUCCAACUUAUCGACUCUCUUUCUUCUUCUUGCUCGUCCCAAAUGAUUGUCAACCAAUCUGUUGGCCCUCUCUUCUCUCGCUCUGUAGGCCUCUUUCAAGGCAGCAUUCUCAGCCCAUGGCUGUUCAAUGUCUAUAUUAACGACCUUGCCGAAAAAAUCGCCCACAUCGACCCCCAUCCCUUCAUUCCUCCUCUCCUCCUCUUCGCCGACGACAUCUUACUGCAACCCUCCACUCCUUCCAUCGCCAAACGACUAAUUUUACAAGACGCGGCGGCAAUUAACCAAAGCAAAGUUUUCCACGCCGGAAAGAUGGCAUGUUUCUUUUUGGAAAAAAAUCUUGCGGAGACCUCUUUCUUGGCCAAUUUUGAUCAAUGUAGACAUUACUACGAGAAACAAGUUUUGGCAAGAGACAGUUUCCGUGGUUUCUACCUGAGCCAUAGAAGGCAAAAGGCCAGGAGAACCACGGAGCUGCUGACCAAAAGGGUCAAGCAGCAGAUGGCGAGGGUUGAAAGGACGUAUCUGGAUCCUUCCUCAGUGGCACAUAAGGUGUUCCUUAUGUGCAUAGGCGACGGUGGCCCUGGGGUUGGAUCCCACAUCAAGGGGCCACUUGAGACGUGGCGGGAAAUGGCUACAACGGCUGAAUGCUCAUAG
This is a messenger RNA of Umbelopsis ramanniana AG, 675 nucleotides long. RefSeq lists its product as uncharacterized. The coding region runs from base 1 to 675 and encodes 224 amino acids. The transcript is spliced from 4 exons. Lineage: Eukaryota; Fungi; Mucoromycota; Umbelopsidomycetes; Umbelopsidales; Umbelopsidaceae. The record is from RefSeq and is a predicted model, not a curated record.